This is a messenger RNA of Acanthoscelides obtectus, 1472 nucleotides long. NCBI's taxonomy places the organism in Eukaryota, Metazoa, Arthropoda, Insecta, Coleoptera, Chrysomelidae. The record is from the annotation of a GenBank genome assembly.
UGGCAACACUGUAGAGAGUCUUGGUGAUCUUGACAUAUAAAAUCUCGAAAGUCAAAACAUAACCUAAGUUUUUCGGAAAGAUUUUUGUUUUUUUAAUCAUUUUCGUAUAAUGGACAAUAAUAGCUCAUCAGGAAAAGAAAAAUAUGUGUACUUGGACUUUAAUGGAAAAAUUGACGGCGAUGUCCUUAAAAAACAAUUCUUCUUUUGUAUGGCAAAUUUAGAUAAAACGAAUCCUUUGGUUCAAGUGAACGAUUUUCUUUUCAAAGGUACAUAUGAUCAUGCAAUAGGAACUAAUCUGUUCUUUGAUACUGAAGAUAACACCGAGGUAGGUGAUGCAUUCCAUAAAGUUGCUUCUAUCAAAGCUAAAUUGAUCGUGAAACAAACCGAAGUAUUAAACUUGAAGCCAGUGAAAGUUUCCCCAAGGAAAAUAGAGCUUGAACAUGAUCUUAGAAGUCUAACUUACAACUUUGAAUGGGACUACAAAACAUUACUAGACAAACUUGAGAAUGGUACUUUAAGGUUACAAGAUAUCAUAACAACUGAAGUUCCUUUGGAAAAAGAAUCCACUGAAUUAGAAACAGUCAAGUACAAUAAAAACAAAUGAGGAUGAAAAACUACCAGGAGACAUAGAUGUUGAGGAUGUAGUGAAAUCUCUAGAAAUUGAACAGCCUAAAGUGACAGAAUUGGAUGUCACACAUGUUCCUGAGCAAACUGAUAGAAAGAGGGAGAGAGAGCUACAAAAGGGAAAGAAGGUUAAUAUUUUGGACGCAGAGUAUCAGACCUUGAAGGUUUUAGCUGGAAGACCAACAAGGAGGACAGUACAAGAUGAAUUAGUUGAUAACUGUGACUCCAAGUACAGAGAGGCAUAUGAGUAUCACAAUAUAGAGAAACAGAUCUUACAACCCUGUGACGCAUUCAAGACCGAACCUGUGAAAAACAUAGAUGAAGAAACAUUAUCUGAUUGCGUGGACAUAGGUCGUUGUGUGUUCCACUCCAUUUUAUCGCCAUCUUCAGACUUUCCAAGAAAAUUAACCUUAGAGGAACGCAAAAAGGUGCUGAGAUUGGAUAACUUUGAUAACCUGUCCCUAUGUGCUAGAUAUUGCGUCAUCAAGCAAGAGGUAGACCUAUUGGAGGAGAUAAUUGACAAUAUGCCGGAUAAUGAGUUGGCUUUGAAAGAUGAAUUUGGUAGAACGCCUAAGGAAACAUUGGAUGUUUACAGGAAACUGAAACAAGCCUUACAGCGGCGGAUUGAAGAAAUCAAAUACGCAAACCAAAACUGAUGGUUAAUUCUGUGGAUUAUAAGAAUGAAAGUUGUGAUAUGUUAUAAUAAAUUUUUUUAUACUUUUUAAACCUGUUAUAUUAUAUUUUAUCAUAUUAUUUUAAUUAUCAUUUUAAUGAUUUGAUAUUUGUUGUUGAAAGGCCAAUUUUCCAGUACAUAUUAAGUCACCCUGUAUAAUGUGUGUUCUACAUUU